AUGGAUCAUAAACGAGCGGUGAUCUAUAAAAAGAGACGAGUGAUAUAUCAAUCUGAAAAUGAGACUAGUGAUCGGGAAAAUACUGAGGAAGAAGAUGAAGACGAGGAAGAUAUUGAAGAUAGCCCAUAUGACGAUAUAAAACUGGACGAUUUAUUAGCUCCUAUAGAAUCGCCGGAACAAAUAGUCACACACCCAGCAAUCUCUAGAACGUACACAAGCAAUACUUUGAAGUACAUGUCUAUGCGUGCUUUGGAUAUAAUAAAUCAAGAACAGGAGCACGUUGUGAAACUUGCAAAACUUAUGAGCGCGUUUUUAGGUGACGACCCCUCAUACUUAUUGGCUGAUAAGCUGAACCUACCUCAGUACAACGAGACAGGUGAGGAAGAAGACGAAUUUGUCCGUUUCGAAGGGUCCCGCAAUGGUAGUGUAAAUGGUGGAGCUGGAAACACUGGGACAAGUGCCGGUAUAGCAUCUACUAGUUCAAAUGGCCUUGUAAAAACAGAGGAUCCUUCUUUGGCAGAUAAACGCAUAACGAGGACACAAUCCACUAUGGAAAUUGAUCCAUUUUUCGCACUACCCCAAAUCAAUAUUGAUCAAAAUUUUGGAAUACUGCCUGAAAAUGCUGAAGAGACCCGCCAGCUCACUCAAAUUGCUCAGCAGCGUAUGGAGGAGUUUAUCCGCUGUAUGACUAAUGUACGGUCAGGACUAUUACGUGCUGACCGGUAUCGGAACAAGGUCUAUCUUUGGUGCCAGCAGAUGAAUGGUGGUGAUGAGCUUCCUGAAUCCAUUGUAUCUGAUCCUCUCAUGAAAAAGAAGCCCGACCCUGAUGCGACUAUAGCUGCUGCUGAGGCUGCUGAGGUUUCUGGCGGAAAUAGACAGUAG
This is a messenger RNA of Sugiyamaella lignohabitans, 882 nucleotides long. It is a transcript of the gene RXT2, whose product is annotated as Rxt2p. Gene Ontology annotation, biological process: negative regulation of silent mating-type cassette heterochromatin formation; negative regulation of rDNA heterochromatin formation. Gene Ontology annotation, cellular component: cytosol; Rpd3L complex. NCBI's taxonomy places the organism in Eukaryota, Fungi, Ascomycota, Dipodascomycetes, Dipodascales, Trichomonascaceae. The transcript has a single exon. The record is from RefSeq and is a predicted model, not a curated record. The coding region runs from base 1 to 882 and encodes 293 amino acids.